Plutella xylostella (diamondback moth) is the source of this 2196-nucleotide messenger RNA. NCBI's taxonomy places the organism in Eukaryota, Metazoa, Arthropoda, Insecta, Lepidoptera, Plutellidae. The record is from RefSeq and is a predicted model, not a curated record.
UCGGUCUAACUGCAUUUGUUUUCAAACUAAGCAGCUGGACUAACGUCUAACAAUGGCUGUAGUAAAUCGUAUCAAAAAUAUGUUAAAUUUGUUUGUAUUGCUGAGUGUGAUUCAUUUAAGUGUAGUUAAAAGUGAAUGUGAUAGUGUUGUGACUUGUUUGAAAGAAUUGUCUGCGAUAAAUGGCUUGGAAACAGUAUCAUCCUAUGAAGAAAUUGCGGGUAAUAGGACUAAAAAAUUUACUACAUAUAUCAAAGAAGUAGGUGAUAACUCUAAUGAUACCUACACUGAAAAUGCAGAAGAUUUGGAUAAAAAGAUUGUAGAGUUCUCUGAAUUAUUAAAAGAGCAACUGACACAAUCGUUAAUUAAAUACGAAUCAGAGAUUUUCAAGAAAUAUGAUGAUAAUAUAACAACCUUAAUCAAAACGUUUGAAGUCCUUGAUGACAGUGAAACUGUGACUGAACCACCAGAACAAUUGAAAACUAAUGUUUCGGUGUUAAAAACUAAAGAUAGUUUAGAAAUUAUUGCAGAUAAUGUUACUUCCAUAGCUGCAUCAUCAAAUAUCAGUAAAGAAGUAAUAAUGCACGAACUCCCUACCAUAAUAUCUUCCACCACGAUAAAAAAUAGUGAUACAUCUGUAAGCCAAACAGAUAACAAAAGUUCAAAGAUGAAUAAAGAUGAUCAAAAUUUACUAGCUGAAUUAUUUGAUCUUAUUACUAUGGGUGCCAGUAAUACAAAAACUAAAAUGAUUAAAACUAUUGAUACAUCUUUGAAUAAUUUGCAGAAAAAUGUAAACACGACAGCAAAUUUUGAAAAAAAAGCUCAUGAAAAACAAAUAUCGACUGAAACAAAAAAUAUCACAAACAUCAUAAAUAUUACAAACAAUUACGACAACAUGAAAAAAGCUGCGACUAAAGGUAACAGUAAAAUUUUAGUUACAAAUAAUAAUAUCACAGUGUUACCAAUAGGUAAAGUCAAUAACGCAAUAAAAGAUUUAAAAAAAGAAACAAAACUUUUAACACAAACAAAUGUAUCCAAUUACAUUCUAACUACAGAAGCGACUUUAGAUGAGGAAAAAAAUGAGAAUGAUGGUAAUGAAACAAUAAACAUUCUUAGCAUUGAUGAUAAGAAUUUGAACAACAUUUAUCAAGAAAAUUACCUAAAGUACAAAUUAAUUGAAGAACAAACACCUGAAGACAAAGAUUUUGUCUAUGAUUUGAUAGCAUUUGACGACAACAAUACUGACUACCCUAAAAUAGAUUAUGUGGAAAUGUAUAAGGAUACGACCAAUGAAGAUAUAGGAUUUACUACACCGAAUUUGAACUUAAUUGCUAAUGAAAAUAAAGAGAUCAUUGAAGAUAUUACUGAAAGUGUUGUGAAUGUAGUAAUAAUACCCUGCCUCGAGAACCUUAAAAACUGCUCUGUGAAUGAAAAUACAAGUGUUGGCGCUGAUAAUUCAACAGGGACACUGACCACAGACAGCUGCGUCACUCGCUCGCGCUCGCGUGACGUCACAAGCGUAUUGUUCCCGUGGGUGGCGGCCAUCUUUGUUCGAGACGUCUCUUCCAGUCGGUACACGUAUGUGUGUGAUGGAGCCGUGCUGUCCCAGUACACUGUGCUUACUGCUGCACAUUGCCUGAGAAAUGGUUCCGUGGUGAUACCACUGAAAGACAUCAUCAUCGUUCUGGGUAAACUCAGCCAAAAAGACAUGGAUGGAAAUGAAAUCUACAAGCCGCGUGACGUCAUCAUCCACAACUCAUACUCCCAAGAUGGCGGCGUGAGACACGACCUGGCUCUACUGGUGACGGAGACCCGUAUAGAAUACCGCGAGAAACGCGUGGAGCCCGCCUGCCUCCCCCACGGAGAGACUGAGGCUAUUGAAGCUGUGUCUACGGGGUGGAACAUCUCCGGAGAUCUGAUCCCGAUCCCGUUCCGCGGAGGACACAACGAUGACUGCCUUCAGGAACACGAGAAGCAAUCCAAGAAUGUAUUCUGCAGCACCUACCUUUCAGAUAUAACCACAUGUCCAAGCUACGGUGGCAUUUACGCCGAGCGUCUCAGAGACGGGGUGUGGUACCUCCGAGGGAUCCAAACAGCUGAUGAGAUCAACCAGAGGUUCUGCGUGAAUAGGAAUGUCAGAUAUACAGAUCUGACGAAGUAUGCCGAUUGGUUGCGAUUAAAUGUGGUUUGAGUUUGAAA